UCGAAAUCCAGGGGCCACCACCAAACUCAAAAAUGGAAAGCACACAUCUCAACAUCAUCUCACUUCUCUAUAAAUCACCUGCCCCCUCUUGCUUCCCAAUCCCAGUCUAGUUUUAUCCAGUUUUCUAACUAUUACUGCUUCACAUAACACAGGCAAAAGAGGGGUACUGUGAAGAAGAUGGAGGCAAUUCAGUCUUGGGUUUCAGAGCACAAGCUCACCAGCAUUGGAGCUAUCUGGGCUUCAGCUAUUGGGGCAUCACUGGCUUAUAAUACUCGUGCAAGGACUCCUCUUAAGCCAAGUCUGAGGCUUAUUCAUGCCAGGAUGCAUGCACAAGCCUUAACCCUGGCGGUGCUGUCUGGUGCAGCAGCUUAUCAUUACUAUGAGAAGAGUAGCAGCAAGGAAGAGAAGGUCACCAAUGCCUAAGAACGAGUCAGACUACUUAUACUAUGUAAUAUUUAUGAAUGGUUACCCAUCAUUGAAUGGUUUGAUGAUGAUGAAAAUGGUGGAAUUAAUGAUGUAGCAGUAAUGAUAUCGAGCAAGCAGCUUCUUUUAUAAGAGAACCUUUUGUC
Theobroma cacao (cacao) is the source of this 569-nucleotide messenger RNA. RefSeq lists its product as uncharacterized. Gene Ontology annotation, cellular component: respiratory chain complex. Gene Ontology annotation, biological process: mitochondrial respiratory chain complex IV assembly. NCBI's taxonomy places the organism in Eukaryota, Viridiplantae, Streptophyta, Magnoliopsida, Malvales, Malvaceae. The record is from RefSeq and is a predicted model, not a curated record.